This is a messenger RNA of Vidua macroura (Pin-tailed whydah), 6345 nucleotides long. It is a transcript of the gene DCAF7, whose product is annotated as DDB1 and CUL4 associated factor 7. Gene Ontology annotation, molecular function: protein binding. The transcript is spliced from 7 exons. NCBI's taxonomy places the organism in Eukaryota, Metazoa, Chordata, Aves, Passeriformes, Viduidae. The coding region runs from base 255 to 1283 and encodes 342 amino acids. Gene Ontology annotation, cellular component: nucleus. The record is from RefSeq and is a predicted model, not a curated record.
GGCCGGGGCCGGGGGCCGAGCCGGGGCCUCCCCGUUCCCCGCCGCCGCCGCCGGGGCCGAGCCGCGCCGUCCCGAGAGCCGAGCCGCGCCUUCCCCGCUCCCCGACGCCCAGGGGGCCGUGCCGCGCCUCCUCCGCUCCCCGUCCCGGGGGCCGCGCCGAGCCUCCCCCCGGCCCGCCCCGCCUCCGCGCUCGCUCCAGCCGGGUCCCCCCGCCGGCUCCCGGGGCCAGGCCCGCGGCCCGACCCGGCCCAGCCAUGUCGCUGCACGGGAAGCGGAAGGAGAUCUACAAAUACGAGGCGCCCUGGACCGUGUACGCCAUGAACUGGAGCGUCCGGCCCGACAAGCGGUUCCGCCUGGCGCUGGGGAGCUUCGUAGAGGAGUACAACAACAAGGUGCAGCUUGUUGGUUUGGAUGAAGAGAGCUCAGAAUUCAUUUGCAGGAACACCUUUGAUCACCCCUACCCCACCACAAAGCUGAUGUGGAUCCCAGACACCAAGGGAGUCUACCCAGACCUGCUGGCCACCAGUGGUGACUACCUGCGAGUGUGGAGAGUGGGUGAAACUGAGACCCGGCUGGAGUGUUUGCUGAACAACAACAAGAACUCGGAUUUCUGCGCUCCCCUGACAUCAUUUGACUGGAAUGAAGUGGAUCCUUACCUGUUAGGUACCUCUAGUAUCGACACAACCUGCACUAUUUGGGGUCUGGAGACAGGACAGGUUCUGGGAAGAGUAAAUUUGGUGUCUGGCCACGUGAAGACCCAGCUCAUUGCACAUGACAAAGAGGUGUACGACAUCGCCUUCAGCCGCGCGGGCGGCGGCAGGGACAUGUUUGCCUCGGUGGGCGCCGACGGCUCGGUGAGGAUGUUCGACCUGCGGCACCUGGAGCACAGCACCAUCAUCUACGAGGACCCCCAGCACCACCCGCUGCUGCGGCUCUGCUGGAACAAGCAGGACCCCAACUAUCUCGCCACAAUGGCCAUGGACGGCAUGGAGGUUGUGAUUCUAGAUGUCAGAGUUCCCUGCACCCCUGUUGCCAGGUUAAACAACCACAGAGCGUGUGUAAAUGGAAUUGCCUGGGCACCUCACUCUUCCUGCCACAUCUGUACAGCAGCGGAUGAUCACCAGGCUCUCAUCUGGGACAUCCAGCAAAUGCCUCGUGCCAUUGAGGACCCCAUCCUGGCCUACACAGCCGAGGGAGAGAUCAACAAUGUACAGUGGGCAUCCACCCAGCCAGACUGGAUAGCCAUCUGCUACAACAACUGCCUGGAGAUCCUCAGAGUCUAACUUUGCAGCUUCAUGCACAGCGAGGCAGGGCUGUGUCCUUCCCCCUCCCCUCCAAAGUAAGAACAUCGCCAGUCAAGUGGCCAGUAUCUGUUGUUGCUUUGCAUCUACUGUUACAAGAAACUGUUACAAGAAUCGAUGGCAGGGGUCUCCUGUCUCUCAAGACUCUAAAAUGCAGAGACGUGCUGAGCCUCUUGGAACUUCUGGGUUCUGGUUUUCUUGUGAAAUUCUUUUUCCCUCAGUAAAAGUUCUGUAUAUUUGUUUGUUGACUGUAUUAAUAAGCUUGCAGGCUUUUAAGUUGCUGCAUAUGUCCAUGUGUUUGUCAGCCAGCUGAGGCAGCACAUCCACCAGUUUAAUAGAUGCAGGUGCAAAACAAGGUGGGGGGAAAAAGACAAUGUUGUUAACGGCCACCUUGGCAGGAAUCUUUAUCAUUCCUGUUGUUGCUGCCUCUAAACUGUUUAAACGUUUGUAUGUUUUUUAUAUAUUGGGCUAACUUUCUAUUGAGUAAGGUUUUUCUCCCUAAUUCUUACUUUUGAUAGGUGAUCCACUUCCAUAUGUCCAAAGCAGGACCUGUUCAUGGAUACAAACCACAGUAGCACUGCAGGCUCCCUGGCAGUAAAGGCCUGCCAGAAUUAACUGUUGCCUUGGCUCCCUGUAUCUGGUGACCUGGGCAGAAUUUUUUGGUGCUGUGAAGUGCAAGUACUUGUUGCACAAUUUCUUUACACUUUUCUGAUGUUCAAGGCAGUUGUUACUAUGGUAGGUCUUAUUUUUAAAUUUGAACUGAGUUAGUGUGUAUCCUGCAGUUGUGUUAGCAAACAGAGCAGUGAUAGGUUGAGAAAGAAGAUCCGUGCAUGACGUGAGCUCCCAGGAGGUAAACAGUUCCUGAAAAAAUGUAUUUGUAAUGGGCUUGGGAUUGACACUUCCAAUCAAAUUAUUUCCCCUUGGAAGACUUACCUUAUCUAAAUCAAAAUAAAAUGGUUUCACACUUUGUAGCUUGCUUGGUUGGCAAAUAAUAUGAGCAAGAUUUUGUGGUUAGGCUGUACUUUGGAGAUAGUGUUUGGCCUGUGUUCCUGGGAGGUCUUGAAGGGAGUGCAAAGCAAUCUUUUUGUGAAGUGUAUUUGCUUUAUACUGCCAGGUCUUGUUGAAUGAACAUGACGAGUCAGAAAAGCUGCUCUGCUAUCCAAAAGAAAGCUGUUUUUUUGAAAGAAAUUACUCCCUAAUGUGAUGCACAGAGGUGGAUCUGGAAGGAAAGAAGCUGUGCCAUUGAGGCCAAGGUUUGGCAUUUGUUAUCCUCCUGACUUUGGGGGAUGUGCCAGAGGGCUUCUCUUUGGAAUAGAAGAUCUCUCUAUAAUAAUACUGUUCAAUGAAAGCUGAGUGGAUUAGGCAAGAUAAAAAUCCUUGUUGGAGUCUUACCCUGACACAGGUCCUGUGUUGAAGGCUCUGCAGUGCUCUCUGAUGAAGACAUGACAGCCAGAGCUCGUCUGGAAGGGUGUGCAGCCCAGUGUCUAUGUAAAUGUCAGAAACCAUCAAAAUUCUUUCCACCUAAUGAUUAUUCACCUGCAACUGGAGGCAGAUUAUAAAUAGUAGGACACUGGCAAACUUGCAUCUUGUCAGUUUAUGCAGGAAAGGCAAGCUGGGAAAGCAAUUGCUGUGGAACACUGAAGCUGACACUGAGAACACUGUCAAAUACAGAACAGAAUCUGCAAAGUUUUGUCAUUGUAGACAGAGUGGAAUACUCUUCUGCAGGCUGCUUCUCACCGUGGAGCUCAGAAAAGCAUUGCCUCAGGAAUUUGAUAGGAAUUCAUUAGGGGCAGCUGUAUUCCAUCACUCCUUUUGAUAGCAGAGAACCAAGAGACUAACACUGUUCAAGCUGAUGUUUUGUCAGUGUGUUCAGUUGUGGGAUUUCUGACAAAGCUUGAUUUGACUUGAAGGUCAAUUUUUCUUAUUAGCAGCAGUACUGAGAGUAGUGUGUUCCACAGACAGGCUUUAACUAGAUGUCAGAGCAGUGUUAGCCAAACAAUCACUUUUUACAAUAGCACUUCAUCUGAAACUGGAAAAAACUUAUGUAGAAUGAAGCAAAAAUUGGGGUUUUCUUAGCAAGAGCAGCUAAUGGCAUUCACAGCUUUAGGAGUCAUUUGAAAUACAUUCACAGGCUUGUCAUGCUCUGUUUAAUUACAAAUGGCAGGCAAAACGUGCUAAGAGGGAACUACCUGCAAUGUUAGUACUUUCCAUGUCCCCUUUUUGCUUCAAAGUUCAUUCCUGUACAGAUGGCAUGAGUCAAAGAUUAAUGCUAAGAUAAUAAGAAGAGAGAGCUUGUAUAAAGGAACUCAUGGUCUGAAUAGCCAGGUAGAUUCUGCAUCUGUUGACAAUGUAAAACUUGUUAGUGAGGUGAAAACCUGCAGCUAACAAGUUGAAUGUUCAAUUAGCGUGUAGUGUGUAAACUGUCUAAAUGAGGAGGGCUAUGGUAGCUUGCAUCUAUGGGAAUUGUACUUGUGUGUGCAGGGAUUUAAAAGGCAAGGAUUUGAGUGCUUUGACAAUCUAUUUAGAAAGAAAACACAGUGGUUUCAAAUAAUAGGAAAGGAGACUGCUAAAACAGGUUGUUUCUUAUGGAACCUUGAAAUGUAUUUAACAGGGGAGGCAUUGCCUCUCAUAAGUCAGAAUUAAUGAUCCUUUCAAAACUUAGCAGUAAUUACUCUGCUGAAUGUUCUGGAUAAUAGUGAAAAGCUCUGGUUUUGCCUCAUGGUGCAAUGAGAAGCUGCCUCAGUCUCAAGUGUGGAUCAUAGCCUGCCAGAGACCAGGUGAGGGGAGGAGUCUGGUGUACGGAAUUCACAGAUGUUCUCGUGCUCGUUGUCGAUGGAAAUAAGGAGCUGAGUGUGUCCAUUUUGUUGUCUUGCAGAUGGCACUUUAACUGGGAUCUUUUUGGUAAGAUUAGGAGGAGAAUCAUCUUUUCCUCAGCCCUUCUAGGCUAGGCAUUUGUCUGUGUUGUGUAGAAAACGUUAAAUAACGACCGUCACCAAAAUCCUAAACUGGGGGCAUAGUGGACCCUCACUUGUUUUUACUGAAAGCCAAAAAUAUGAGCACUUGACAAGGCUGUAAAUGUUAAACUGAAGCUUCAUGUUCUGAAACUGACACUGUCCUGUAAGGCCAACCCAAGGGAUGUACUGCUGCAUGUCCCCCAGAGAGUCCUUUUCCUUUAGGAACUUAGAGGUGUUUGGGAAUCCUCUUUUUGACCAUCAGAGCAUGAUGAUGACAGUGCCCAGCUGGUUGUGUAGGGAUGUGCUUGGAGUCUUUGGAUAACUUGAAUUUUGUGAGAGAGAAACUGCAGCUGCUGCCUGUAAAUUCACACAGCCUGAAACAUUGAACUGACCAGCUGGUUAGUGGUGUUUUAACUCUUUCCAGACACGCUGGAAAGAGUGGACAGCAGCACAGCCACGCUCUGGGCUCAGCAGACUGCACAGUUUCAGUCCCAUCAAAGUACUAAAGGGCUGAGUUUUCCCACUGCUUGUAGCAAAGUGGUUCCACCACCUCCAAUGCGUGCUGUUAUCCUGUCAGGUAACACAAAUUCUCUCUAACACGUGUUUCCUGCUUUCUGCUCUCAGACCAGUAUUUCAGAGCAAGCCUGUACCUACUGUUCUGUGGACAUGGAAAGCAAUGAGCAAGUCACUGUCAACUCUGUCCCAGUUCCUCUUGAUCCUUGCAGAGAAUGCAGAGAAUUAAUUGUAUGUGGCACUUAAAGAGCACUUUCUGAUGCAGUUGUACUUCCCCUGCUUACCCAAGAAGUCAGAAAUGUUUCAUUCUUGAGGGUAUUGAGGAGAGUUUAGCAUGCCCCUGACUUGGUUUAUUUUCUGGAAGAGAUCUCCAGAACUUCCAAUCAGCACCUUUCACCAGCAGUAAAAAGAACAGUAAUAAGAAAUGCAGCUAAAUACCAGUCACUGAAGGCUCAUCUGUUGAUUCAUGACAGACACCAGAUGCAAAGGGACUUGUGAGUGUUGCUGCUGCCUGUUUCACGUGACAAGUGUGUCUGCCAAGGACCUCAGUGGCCUUUUGUGCAGCCUCUGAUACUUAGCUUCAUGUGAGAAUUUCCAUAGUCGUAAAAAUAAUUAUAAUUAUCUUGGUGGCUUCCAUCAAGCUUGUUUCUUUAUAGGAAAUCUAACAAAAUUAAGGAAAAAAAAGCUAUUUCCUUAAAAAAAUAUUGUGGCCAUGUGCAGCCUGUGCUCCAGCACUCCCAUUCCUUGGAGUUUGCUUUCCAUGUGCAACACAUGCAACUCCAGCCCUCUCUUAGUGCUGAGGGUGAGUCUGUGGAAUCUUAGCAAGGCAGAAAGGCAAGAACCAGAGCAGGACAGAGUCCCAGUGCAGCUGGAAAAAGGUAUGUUGCUUUUUUUGACAACUUGGGAAAUAGGAAUGAUGAAAUCUACUAUUUAAAAAGAACCUUUUUUUUAACCCUUGGGUUGCUAGCAGUGUAAAAUGUAAUUUAAAUCCAUUGCGCCGAAGCAUUUUUGUUACCAGUAGCCAGGUAGGAGAUACUACUUUUAGGUGUGUUUUCCCUUCUGCUCUCCCCAUUCACAGUCCCCUUGUGGUAAUUUCCUGAAGGUGUAAUCUUUGUAGCAUGAUUGUACAAACAUCCAUAUGAGAUUCCUGACUUCUUGUUCUCACUAGAGUAUGUUAAAGCAAUAGUAAUUUUACUUCUGUCCUUUUCUCCACCUGCAACUUCGCUACUAUUCUGUCCUAGAGGAGUCCCAGUAUCCUGCUAUUCAACAGACAUAUAUUGUUGACAUGGAUAACUGCCUAUAUUCCUUUAUUUUUAUGCAGAAAAUAUAAAGGGUUUGUUACAAUGGAUUUUAACACCUGAGUCAUGGAACCAUAUUGUUGAAACUGUAAAUUUUAAGGCAAUUUUCUGAACUUGCUUGAAAGUGGAAUGUUGCAUCCUUUUAUGCUAUUUCCUGCUUCCUAUGUAGUUUUAUUCAGAUUUUUUAACCUUCUUUCUAAGUUUCAGCCUCCUGUGUAUUAGGUACAGUAUUUUCUGCCUUUCAUACUUUGUAAUAAAAACGGAACAUUUGUAGAUUGA